This is a messenger RNA of Aspergillus costaricaensis CBS 115574, 1422 nucleotides long. Its product is annotated as F1F0 ATP synthase subunit gamma. The record is from RefSeq and is a predicted model, not a curated record. Gene Ontology annotation, biological process: proton motive force-driven ATP synthesis. Lineage: Eukaryota; Fungi; Ascomycota; Eurotiomycetes; Eurotiales; Aspergillaceae. Bases 117 to 1010 code for a protein of 297 amino acids. Gene Ontology annotation, molecular function: proton-transporting ATP synthase activity, rotational mechanism. The transcript has 6 exons.
CUCAACCGCCAGCCUACGAGGAUUCCUCUACCCUCUCCCUCCUCCCCCUCUCCCCACACUAUCCCCUCUACGAUUGUUUAUCGUUGGUCUCUUCGACCGUACGGCUUCUUUGCAAUAUGUUCUCCCGUGCUGUUCGUCCGGCUGUGAGGGCUGGUAGCAUUGCGGUCUCCCGCACUGCUCCUCCCAAUGCCGCCAACUUCGCGACUCUGCGUGAAAUCGAGGGCCGUCUCAAGUCCAUCAAGAACAUCGAGAAGAUCACCAACACCAUGAAGGUCAUCGCCUCCACCCGUCUUACUCGCGCCCAGAAGGCCAUGGAGGACUCUCGCACCUACGGUCAGACCUCCAACACCGUUUUCGAGAACGCCGAGACCAAGCCUCUCGAGGACAAGAAGACUCUGCUCGUCGUCGCCAGCUCCGACAAGGGUCUUUGCGGUGGUAUCCACUCCGGUCUCAGCAAGGCUACUCGUCGCAUGCUCCAGCAGCACCCCGAUGCCGACAUCGUCGUCCUCGGUGAGAAGGCCAAGGCUCAGCUGUCUCGUACCAACCCCAACGCCAUCGUCCUGAGCUUCGCCAACGUCUGCAAGGACAUCCCCACCUUCAAUGACGCUCAGUCCAUCGCCGACCAGAUCUCUCAGCUGCCCACCGACUACGCCAGCGUCAAGAUCAUCUACAACCAGUUCAUCAACGCCCAGUCCUACGAGGCCGGUACCGUUGAGGCUUACUCUGAGGAGGCUAUCACCCAGUCUCCCAACCUCUCUACUUUCGAGACUGAUGACCAGACUCUGGCCCACCUCCGCGAAUACGCCCUUGCCAACAACCUCUUCUGGGCUAUGGCUGAGGGUCACGCUUGCGAAAUCUCCGCUCGUCGUAACGCCAUGGAGAACGCCUCCAAGAACGCUGGUGAGAUGAUCAACAAGUUCCAGAUCUUGUACAACCGUCAGCGUCAAGCCGCCAUUACCGGUGAACUGGUUGAGAUUAUCACUGGUGCCACCGCCAGUGCGGACAUGUAAAAGCUUCCAUGAAGCUUGUGUGGGGAGGAGUCGCCAUGUGUGUAGACUUACUCAUAAAUACCUAGAUGCUUGUCAGCCUGUAAAAUCUAUCACUAUCUUUUCUUUGUCAUUGUCUUUUUGUGUUCUCAUGACCAAUUGGUAGCGUGGAGGGAAUGCCGCUGUCAUUACACAAUAUAGGCGGGAAUAUCAAACGGGAACUUCCCGUCACUUCACGUUUGCAUUCACAGGCUGAACUUCACGUAUUCGGGGGAAGUCCCUUCCAUUCACUGCUUGCCUUGACAGAUGUGUCCGGACCUGUCAACAAUCCCCCUCUCGGCGUUUGUUUCCUUCUCUUCCUGCACCUACUCGCAACGCCCAUCACUUUCCCCUCACGCCUACGCCAUCUUGUAUCUCUCAUACUGCACAUCGUCAC